Molecule: messenger RNA, 993 nt
Organism: Cryphonectria parasitica EP155
Lineage: Eukaryota; Fungi; Ascomycota; Sordariomycetes; Diaporthales; Cryphonectriaceae
Exons: 2
Coding region: 22-876 (284 amino acids)
Cellular component (GO): Mis6-Sim4 complex
Source: RefSeq, a predicted model, not a curated record
CACAUCCAAACCCUCCCCAAAAUGGCCCCACCUGGCGCCCUCCCUCCCCCAACUCCAACCAUCCUAACCCUCAAACAAGACUUCCUAACCGCCCAAACCCGCCUCCUCGCCCAACCCCUCCAGCCCAGCCGAGCCUGGCGACGCGCCAAUACCAACAACGAGUCUGCAGGCGGCGACGAGAACGAGAGACUCACAGAGAGGGCUGUCGACGACGCGCUGCAGAGGCUCAACCACACCCUCCAGCAGCACGCGCGCCGCGUCUACCCGCCCCAGGCAACGCGGCACGUCGCCGAGCAGAUCGACGGGCUGUAUCUGGCGGCCGGGGAUGCUCGCCACCGCGCCGAGGGUGAGGGUGAGGGUGAGAAUGGGGAGGGUGGGGAGGAUGUGUGGAGGAUGCAGGGUGCUGAUUAUGCAAAUCCCGAAAUAAUAGCCUCCCUCCCACCAACCUGGGACUCAACACAACAAGCCCCCGAGGCCCGCCGCUACGCCGACCUCGUCACCCGCCUACAGGACCUCUCAUUCCACCGCGCUGAAGCCGAGGCCCGCGUCCGCCGCCUGCGCAAGGUCAGGGCGCUCCUCCGGCCCUUUGACGCCUCGGAAAACGAGCAGGGGGAAGGGGAGACGAACGGAGGCGGGGGCGGCGGCGGCAUCCAGGACAACCUGGUCACGCGAGGGGGCGAGGUGGAGAGGGAGCUGGAGCGCAUGCGCAUGCUGCUCGCCCGUGUAGGGGACAAGGUGGCGAGGCUGGAGGGGCACGGCGGGGCGGUGGACUCCUCUGAGGAUGACCUCUUUGGCGACGGGGACGCGAUGGUCGUGGAUGAUGUGGAGGUGGUGGAGAGGAGGAAGGUGGAGGGUUUGCUGCAUGGUUUGACUUGAGAGUGCUCUUUUCGGAAUUGCGACACAUCGUCGAGACGUGCAUGCCUGUGGAAUACGGUGGACUAUUUCUUCCUUCACUUUAUUGCCUAAAAAAAAAUUAAAAAAAAUAGGAAGCAC